GCAUAACGUGCUCCAACUACACAUGGCGUGCCUUCAGUUUGUUCCUUCUAGUUUCGUGGAGAGGUUUAACUUUUAACAGUUAAAUUCACACCCAUUAAAAAUUGUUUUGUUAUAGUAAUUAGCGGAAGCCAAAUGGAGGAGAACACAGAAAGCUCGGAAGGACCUCGAGUGACGCGGGCUCGCACGCGCCGUAUGUCCUUGCUGGACACGGACAGCCGUCCCGGGACACCCCAGUUGGACACUGCGGGCGAUAGGGGAACUGCCUCGCCGCGUCCCACUCGCCGAACUCGGUUGAACUCGGCCACUAUGGAAAUGCGUACUCCGACUCGCUCCACCCGGGCUUCGGUAGCCCGCGGGGAGACCCCAGAGCCCUCUACUCCCUCGUCCGUCAAGAGGACCGCUCGUACUCCGGCCAAGGCCACCCGGUCCGUUAUGAAGCAGCUGCCCCUCAAAGAGGAAACAGCGGAGGAGAUGGAUGUUAAGCAGGAGGAGCCCUCGGAGCGCACAGGCACUCCCGUCGGCGAGAGACGGGUGACUCGCUCCAUGUCGCAGACUCCCCCAUCUGUCAAUCGCUCCAAGAGCAACACGCCUACGUCGCAACCACCUAGCAAGGUAUCCUCUGAAGAAACACCUGUGAAGGAGGAGAAGCACAUGGUGGAGACUAAGGAGAAGAACUUAAAUGCACAGUUCACAAACAAGUUGGCUGUCCGACUGGAGAAGACUCCCUUGAGAAGGACAGCUGCAAACACACCCCUCAAAGACUCCUCCGAGUCUUCCAAGAAGACUGAGUCACCAGCAGUGAAAGUUGAGAGCACUUUGCCUGUGGAAAAAAUAAAAGCAUUGAACGAAUCUUCCCUUUCCUCCAAGAAACUUGCUCCCGAUGAGUCCCUGGAAGAAACAUAUAUUCCUGAAACACAAGAACAACCCCAGGAAGUGGAUGGGCAGCCUGUGAGCCCGGAGCUGCAGACCUCUGUUGCAGAGAAACCUAAAGAACUGCCAGGAUCUCAACUGAAUGGGCAACCGACUCCCCCAAUUCCCCAAUUAAAGGCCAAAACUCCAAGUAAAAAUGAACAUUCCGAGGAGCUUGUCAAGCAAACUGAAACUUUAAAAAAAGACAUUAAAGAAACUCCCCAAGAAGAACAUUCCGAGGCACCGUCGGAGAGUACUAAUAGCAAAGAAGCCACACCACACAAAAAUUUAUCAUCGGUCGAGUUGUUUUUGGACGCCGAGGACUUGCCAGAGGAGAAGGACGAUCUGAAAUCUACUCCUAAAGCACAAAAUGGGGCUGGUCCGGCUGCGGCAACAGAGUUUGUUUUUGGGGUUUCUCGUGAAAAUUUGGAUUCACCGGAGCCAAUGGACGUGGAUGAGCCCUCUGAUGAUGACGGAGAAGAUGUGGUUCAGGUGGUGGCGACUGUCCAAGGCUCUCCAAAGUGGGAGCAGAAGAAAUCGGUGGGCUUCAAGGGUGACAACGUGGACUCCCAGGAUGAAAAGAUACGAUUCCCAAAGACUCCGGGUCGUGACAAAGUCCCAAUUAACCGGACAAGCGCCUUCAAACCGGAGACCCCCAUCCGGACACCCAAGCCUGCCGCCCUCAGCAAGGGCCGAAGCAGCUCAACGCCUAUAGCUAAAGACCAAGUGCCCAGCGAAGCGGAGUUCAACCCGGCUCCUCCUGAAAUCGAUGUUAUCAAGCCCUUCAAUCAGCUGGCAUCUGAAAAGAAAGAAGAACUCGCCACGUCACCUCCCAAGCCCCUGAAGUCUCCCAAAACUGUGAAGCUGUUUAGUGAGGAGGAAGACGAGGAGGAGCACGAUUCGGAGAAUAAGUGUGAAUUCGUGGACAAUGAGGCGGAGGAGGCUCCGCAGAACUAUGAGUCUGGUGACUCCAUGGACAGUUCGGAGCGACGCGAGAUCGAGGAGAACGAGAUUCCCUCCCACGGCGAGUCUGUGGGCAGUCAGGACACCGAAGAAGAGUCCAACGGGGAGGAGGAGGAAGACGACGACUCCUUUGUGGUCUCCGAUAACGAUGAGGAGGACUUGGGCGCCCUCUGCUUCUCCAACGAUGAGGAAGAAGAGAGUGAUGAGGUUGAGAAGAAGCGCACACCAAAGGCCGGAAAGAAGCGCAACCGCAUCGUAGUGCCAGACUCCAGUGAAGACUCCAUCGAGAUGAUAUCCGAGACGAAGCAUGAUAAGAGCAACUGCUUGAACUCCAGUCGUCUGAGCGACGCCGCCCAGAAGAUGAACAACAGCGGCAAGAACUCCACCACCGAGGCCUCGGAGACCGAGCUGGAAAACUCGAGGAGAAUGGUGCUCAAUGAGCUGAACAAAUCGGAGCGAUUGAAUAAGACAGUACCACGCUUGGACGUGACGGAAAUCGGGGACGAUUCCUCCACGGAUUCAGAGGAGAAGCCGGUGUCCAAGAAGGCCUCCUUCAAAGGCAGCGCCAGCGUUUACGAAAUCAUGGACUCCGACGAGUUUGAGGAACCCGAAGCGCAUAAAGAGGAGGAGCCUUCCCAAAAGAAACUGGAAAUCUCCAAGUCCAACAAAGUCUAUGAGGUGGAAGAGUCGGAUGAGGGCGAUGAACAAGCAGCCGACGGUGAUGGGCUCUCCAAGGAUGAGCCUUCCAAAAAGGAACUGGAAACCUCAAAGUCCAACAAAGUCUAUGAGGUCGAAGAGUCGGAUGAGGGCGAUAAGCCUGCGGCCGGCGUUGAUGGGCUCUCCAAGAAGACGUCUGCCAGAUCCUCCGAUGAAGAGGCCGCCCUUCUCGACACGCUGGCCUCCAGUGAUCUGCGCCACCUGGCCACCAUGUUCAACCCGCUCCAGAAGUCCCGUCGCCAGUCCCUUUACACGGCCAGUCCGGAGCUCAAUGCCAAGGAGCCCAAACUUAAGCGACGCAGUGAUCGAGGCUUGGGCAACGACAGUUUCUGCCCCUCGACGUCCUUCGUGGAGAUGGUAGCCGAGCGCCAGCGCCUGAAGCGAAAGCAUCUCUCUAAGAGUUUCUCGGGCGCCCCUGAGGACCUGGAGGAGCUGGAACUAUGCCACGAUCGCAAGCGGUUGAAGAGCUCGCCUCCGGACUCCGCAGAGACCGCAGAGAAAAAUACAGAGGAUGCUGGAGAUUUGGAAAAAGUUACUUCCGAACUAGAGAAAGCAUCCACAUCUUCCGAGGCGAGCCUCGAUGAUAACUCAGAGCUUUCGGAAGGGGAGAUACCGAGAAGGUCCCUCAACGCAUCCAGGAAUGUGUCGCUGAAGGAAGAUGCUGUUGAAGAGCCUCCCACCGAAGUAAUCUCGCAGGAAAAGGAAGAGUCGGAGGAGCCCCUGAAGGAAGACUCGAAGGUAUCUGAAGAGCAGCCGUCCACGUCCCGCGAAGCCUUGAAACCAAAGACCAAGCAACCGGAGUCGCUGUUCAAAACCAAGACCGUUGACGAGUAUAUGGAGUACUGCAAAAUUUUCCAGGCCGGCAACGAGGCAGUCAUGAACCAGAAGAAACAGCGAAUUGCUGCCGGCGGCAGAAAGCCCAAGAAUGUUAAGCGAUCCUCGAUGUCGGGCGCCAAGCCUGGAAACGAUGCUCCCGAAGCCGUGGAGAUGGGGACCGUAGCUAGUGAUAAUCGGGACACCGAGGAGUUGCCCAAGAACAGCACCAACACGGCCAUCAUAUCGGCCAAAAAGGAAGCAAAGCCGACAACCGGUGCCAAAAAGGACAUAAAGCGCUUGCAGGCAACCCGCCAGGCCGUGGGUCAUGCCGUGAACCUCUUGACGGGAUCGGCGGCCGCCAAAGAGCCACGCUCUCUGGCCAACAAGUUGGGGGCCAAGUCGCAGAUGGAUGCCAAAAAAUGCGGCAAAAAGCAAAAGCAGGCCAAGCUGAACAGCUCCGAUGAGGAGAACCACAACCGGAAGGUGACUCGCUUCCGAAACAACGCCGGCUACAUCACAGUUUUGAAGGGAACUCCGGUCAAAAACAGCAUCGAGCUAAUCAGGACCAAGUCUGGCAUUAUGCGCGUGGAGCCGAGCACUCCGAAGCAGAAGAAACCGAGGAACCUGCUGAGCGGAUUCCGCGAGGAGCCUUCCAAGGACAAGAAACCAGGCCAAAAGCAAGCACCGAAACCGGGGGAGGACAGGUGCAACUCCGCGAGGGAGUCGGCGCUACGGUUCAAGGAGAGGGUCCUUGCCCGCAAGUUCUAGAGCCCCUGGAUUUAGAAGGCACUUAUAGUAUUCGUCGGAAGAGUCAGUCAGGCACACACCAAUCCUUGCAUGGUUAAUUUUUUGUUUAUAGUUGUCUGUUAAAUUUCCAUUUUCCCCUUUAGUUCCAUGGCAUUUAUUUGGAUAUCCAAAAUUAUCAACAGGGUUGAAUUAUUUUUGUUUGUAUUGCGUUUAUUCGAAACAUAUUUUUUUUUGGAAAUUUAGUUUUUUUCUUUGCCAUUUUUGCCGUUGACAAUUUUGACAUUUUCCAUUCAUACUACUUACUCAUCCAACUUAGAAAUUAUUACGUAUAUAAAUAAAAUGUUUGUUAAACCAAAA
Messenger RNA from Drosophila ananassae, 4509 nucleotides. It is a transcript of the gene sle, whose product is annotated as protein slender lobes. The record is from RefSeq and is a predicted model, not a curated record. The transcript is spliced from 5 exons. The coding region runs from base 133 to 4173 and encodes 1346 amino acids. Lineage: Eukaryota; Metazoa; Arthropoda; Insecta; Diptera; Drosophilidae.